UAAUAAUGUAUGCUCUUGUAAUUAUAAAUACUGCUCUUUAGUAUUAGAAAACGGAAAUAUCUAUCUGUUAUUUUUGUCAUUAUCAAAUAAGUUAAUGUAGUAAUUUCAAGAAGUUUAAAAAGAAAUGACCUUCAUUGAAUAUGUACAGACUUUGUCAGAUAAUCCGUACUUUGGUGCUGGGUUCGGUUUGUUUGGAUUAGGUGCUGGAGCAGCAGUGCUACGGAAAGGUUUACAAGCUGGUUUGAUACUCUUCAGACGGCAUUACAUGAUAACACUUGAAGUACCAUGUAGAGAUAAAAGCUACGAAUGGCUCCUGAAGUGGAUUACGUACAAAGGUGCUAAGAAAACGCAACAUUUAGCCGUAUCAACAAGUUUUGAACAAAGUGAUACAGGAUACGUUUCAACAAGAUAUGAGUUUAUACCAAGUAUUGGUACACAUUUUUUUAGGUACAAUAAGAAUUGGAUAAAAGUUCAGAGAACGAGGGAACAGCAAAUGCAUGAUGUAAAUUUAGGAAUGGCGUUUGAAUCGGUUCAUCUCACUGCUUUUGGAAAGGAUAGAAAUAUUUAUUUUCAAAUUCUGGAAGAGGCUAGACAAAUGGCUCUGGCUGAACAUAAAGGAAAAACCAUUAUGUACGUAGCAAUGGGACACGAAUGGCGACAAUUCGGGCAUCCAAAGAAGCUAAGACCACUAGAGAGUGUAAUACUCGAUACUGGUAUCGGUGAAAAAAUAGUAAAAGAUUGUAAAGAAUUUAUUGAAAAUGUAGCAUGGUAUAGCGAUAGAGGAAUUCCGUAUCGAAGAGGCUAUUUAUUACAUGGACCUCCUGGCUGUGGAAAAUCUUCAUUUAUUACUGCUUUGGCUGGUAAUUUAGAUCGUGGAAUUUGUGUAUUAAAUUUGUCCGAUCGACUUCUUUCGGAUGACAGAUUAAAUCACUUAUUAGCAAUUGCUCCGCAACAAACGAUCAUUCUUCUCGAGGACAUUGAUGCUGUAUUUGUUAGCAGAGAAGAGACAAAAGAAGUCAAAGCGGCGUAUCAGGGAUUGAACAGCGUUACAUUAAGCGGUUUAUUAAACGCUUUAGAUGGAGUUGCAUCAUCCGAAGGCAGAAUUCUAUUUAUGACCACUAAUUAUUUGGAUCGACUAGAUCCGGCUCUCAUUAGACCUGGUAGAGUGGAUUAUAAGGAAUAUAUUGGAUGGUGCAGUUAUAUUCAGCUUGAACAAAUGUUUCUUAGAUUUUAUAGGAUGCAUGAUGCAGAAACUGAAAAAUUGUCAAAAAAGUUUGCUGAAUGCAUUCUAUCAUAUAAUCGUAAUGUGAGUCCAGCUCAAAUUCAAGGCUUUCUUUUAUUCUUUAAAAACGAACCAAAAACUGUUGUAAAUAAUGUGUCGAAAAUUUGGGAACUUAUGUAGGAUAUGUUAAAGGUUAUAUUAGCAUUGAAUUGUAAAGAAUAAAAUUA
Molecule: messenger RNA, 1449 nt
Organism: Ceratosolen solmsi marchali
Lineage: Eukaryota; Metazoa; Arthropoda; Insecta; Hymenoptera; Agaonidae
Gene: Bcs1
Product: mitochondrial chaperone BCS1
Exons: 5
Coding region: 125-1402 (425 amino acids)
Molecular function (GO): ATP binding; ATP hydrolysis activity
Source: RefSeq, a predicted model, not a curated record